AGCUGCGCCACUCUCCUGCAUUCGCUGUGAUUCGGCUGAAGAAAGAAAUGUUUGUUUCAGUUAACUGACCUGGGAACAUUCCACUGUCACAAGGAACCUUGAGCUGGAACAGAGGAAUGAUCUAGAAACCAAUCCCAUCUCUUCUCAUUCUACAAGAUUAUAACCACCCUCACAAUUCUAUAUAAGGCUCGGAUCAGUUGGCAGGUUUCACUUGUUGGUCAGGAGCAACGAAGAGCAAGCAAAUGUCAAGCACAUUUCCAAUCCCAGGCGGAAAAAGACCCAGAGACCCCUCUACUCAGGGGUUAAAGGUCAAGUUUUUGAUCAAUAUACCUUUGUUGGUGAGGUCAGAGACUGAGGCACAGAGCACUUGUGAUCGUCUACUCAAAUCUGUAAGUGGAGGCUUUGAGGAAGAGGAUAGGAAAUAUAUGAAGGACAAGAAUGGCAAAUACGUGCUGGAAGACGUAGCCGUGGUUAUUGGCAUGAAUGGAAAAUACACCCCAGAUCUACAAAUGGUCCUGAAUAAGCUCAAAACCUUUAAUUGUGAUUGUGAAGUCAGGUAUUCUAUAAUCACGUACACCUGGGGAAAGAAUGGAACAAUAGCACAAGAUGCGCCUGACACACCGUACCAGGAUAUUCGAGAGUAUCUGAAAAGCAACGCUGUUACAACAAAACUUGUGGAGGAGUUAAGGGGGAAGGACAGAAGUUGUCUGGUUUACUUCAGUUUCGUUGAUAGCGACACUUUCAGCUUCAACUCCAUCUACAGUGAAUACUUACAGAUUGUGAGAGAGGAGCUGAGAAAAGACUCUGUCCCACCCACCGUGAUGUCAACUGGUUAUGAGUUCACCCACGAGAACGAAGCUCACAUUGCAAGUGACCUGGACCGCUUGAUUCGUUCAGCCGUAGCAGAGGUCUGUUCUCUCUUAGUGUAUUACCCAGAACCCAACUUCUGUGUUCUAGUGCGUGAUGGACUCAAUACCAUAGAGGAGAGUUUCAUCCAACAAGGAAGGAAGAAAACCGAGUACAAGAUGGAGUCACCAGUUCUGAUCAGACAGGUCAAGUUACGUGAAAAUUUUAAACCCAAGUUUGCACAGAAAAACCCCAUCAUCAUCGUUGCUCCAGAAAGAUUUAGUCUAAGUGGCAAAGGCCUGAAGAUCGGACAGUCAACUCUGGAGGGGAGGAAUUUGGCAAUUGGUGCAUACUGUAAUGGGGAGCUCACGAGUAAGGAAACAUAUAAUGGGGUGAAUUUACCAAAUGACCCCCAUGUUCAGAAAGGAGUAUAUUAUAAAAACAGACAGUUUAUCAUAGAUUUGUAUCUAUGUAAGGAUGACAAGGACUUUGAAGAACUGAGUAAAAAAAAUCCAUUCAGCAUGGGUGGAAAAGAUGCCACAAUACUAGUCGAUGCUAUUAGAGAAGCAAGGGAAUGCCGAAAGUUUGUUGAAGAAAUUGAUGAAAAGUUGCAGAAAGAUAAAUAGAUUGAAACAUUCAUCUGCCUCUGCCGGCCCUUAUUCCGAUCAGAAAAUGUUUAUAUGCAAAUUAUAUACAAGUGGCAGUUUUUAUGUGUCGAUAUGUUUAUAUGGUAAUUUAUUAUCUUAUCUAAAGACAUACUCCAUACUGAAAUCCCACACAGCAAAAUCCUUUGCGAUUUCAUAAUCGCGUUUAAAGGAUUAGUUCACUUUCAUAUUAAAAUUUGCUGAUAAUUUACUCACCCCAAUGUCAUCCAAGAUGUUUAUGUCUUUCUUUCUUCAGUAGAAAAGAAAUUAAGGUUUUUGAUGAAAACAUUCCAGGAUUAUUCUCCUUAUAGUGGACUUCAAUUGGCCCCAAAAGGUCAAAAUUACAGUUUCAGUGCAGCUUCAAAACGUUCUACACGAUCCCAGACGAGAAAAAAUGGUCUUAUCUAGCGAAACAAUAGGUAAUUUUCUAAAAAAAAAAAAAAAAAAAUUAUAUACUUUUAUCCACAAACGCUCGUCUUGAACUAGCUCUCUUCUUCUUCUCUAUUAGAAUUCCGGCAGUGUAGAUGCUGCUAAGUGUAUUACUGCCCUCCACAGGUCAAAGUUUGAAUUGUCAUAUACAAUAUGCUAGUGCAAGUACAAUUACUUCAGCUGUUUGGGGUCAGUUGAAGUCCACUAUAAGGAGAAUAAUCCUGGAAUGUUUUCAUCAAAAAUUUCUUUUAUACUGAAGAAAGAAAGACAUAAACAUCUUGGAUGACAUGUGGGUGAGUAAAUUAUGAGGAAAUUUUAAUAUGAAAGUGAACUAAUCCUUUAAACGCGAUUUCAUAAAUCGUGCAGCCCUACUGAGCAGUGUUCAUUUAACACUGGGGGGAAGGGGGUGCUGUACACAACAUAAACACACUAAGGGUGUGUUCACACUUGGCAUGUUUGGUUCGAUUAAAAUGAACCCUAGUCCAGUUGCUCUGUUAGUGCGGGUCAUUUGAAUAAUUGUGAACGCUGCCUGGUGCGCACCAAACAAGCGAGACCGAGACUGCUGAAAAGAACUCUGGUGUGGUUUGAAUGAAAUAUAACGUAACACAGGCAAGACAUGUAAAUGAACCAAAGACAGGAAAAUGAGACCCUAAAAAGAACAGAAUGCUCACGCAUACCUAUUUUUUUUAUCGUCAUAGUCGUAAUGUUGCUCGUCACAGUUCGGUACAGCCACCAGAACCGCGUCUCCUCACAGUAGAUCUUCGUUUGUGUGUGACGGAGGGAUUCCUGCCGUUAUUUUGACUCCGAUACACAUUUUAUAAGCUCUUCACGAGUUCUCAACUGGUCAAAAUAGCAUCAUAUAUAGGCUAUGUACAUACAACGAGCGCAUUUAGCCCAACACACAGCAUUGUUUUGGAUGUUCGGUAAGUUUCAUUUUAAAAUACGCAAUAUGUCAUAAAAGCUGACCAAUCAAGUUGUAAAUGUAUCCCCAGAGCUGAGUAGAUUACUUAUGAAUUGUAAUCAGUUACUGAUUACAAAUUACAUGACAAAAUAAUCUCUUAGAUUACAUUUUUGGUAACGUAAUCUGACUACUUUUGGAUUACAUUUACAUUACCCUUAUUUGAUGUCACAUGUAUUGUAUAUAUUGUAUUUUGACAGAUACAAAGAAAAAAUAUAUUCCAAAAAUAUAUUCUAUUCACCAACAAGAGCAUUAACAGAUUCUUUUUAAACUGCAAUGUAUGGACAGUUAAUACUCCAAAAUACUAACACUAAUGUACCUGUUAGUGUUUGCUGAUAGUAACACUGAAUAAAACAAAAUCACAUCUUAUGAUUUUAAAACAUAUUUACUUAAAUAUAAGUAUAUGUAGAAAACAGCAACAUUACAAAAACAAAUACUGAAAAACAUGAAAUUCAUUAUAUUAUUAUUUCAUAUAUAUUCAUCUGUAUUUCCCCCUCACCGCCGAAAAUACUCAAAGAAUCACGAACAUAUAUAAGCGGCAGGUUCAUUAUGAAAAAAAUAUAAACGUUAAAAAAAUGAAAAAUUAGGAGAAUCAAUGAAUUGUGAACAACUUACUGCCAUUAUGUAAAUAAUAUGUAAUCAUGUAAUCCAUAAAGUAACUGUCAUCUGAUUACGAGUAUUUUAAAAAGUAGUUUACUCUAAUUACAAGUAUUUGAUUUUUGGAAUCUGAUUACAUGUAAUCCGUUAUUACCCAGCUCUGUGUAUCCCUAUGCGUUUAAGUUCGGUGUUAAAAAUGCCAAUGUGAACGCUAAGUGGGCCAGGACUCAAUUUUUUUUUUUUUUUUUUUUUUUUUUUUGGUCCGGACCAAACAAACCAAAGUGUGAACACACCCUAACAUAACAAUUAAAGACAAAGUUCACAUUUUGGCUUAGAGACAUAGCAGCUCUAAUUUGCAGCUAAAUCAUCUUUCUCCUUAUCCAUAUCAUAGUAUAGUAUAGUACAGUAAUAUCAUUAAUGAAAUAAUCAUUUAAAGAAGGAAAUCAAAAUUACAAUUGAUAUUAACUUUAAUUUAUUUCCCUUUUUGGUUAUUAAAUCUUAAUAGUGAGGUGUUUUUCUUGUAAUUACUGGCUAAAAAUAAUGCCUAAAAAAUAAUAUAACCAUUGGUAUAUUUCAGAAAAAUGCUGUCUCUCUCACUGCAAAAAUCAAAGUUACAAAGUAUGUGGGGUGUUGCAAUUUACAUUUCAAUUAAAAUUUUAAGCAUCUAAAAUACCCUAUUUCUAUUUUUUUAUGAGAGAUGUCUACUAAAAACUUUAAUUUAAACUUUCUGACUAGGCUUUCUCAAGGUAACAAUAAAGUGUCUACAGUUUUAAAAGCUUGAAGUUUUGAGUUUCAAGUAGUUUCGAAAGUUUGAAGGUUUUAAGGCCAUGCUGUUUGCUGUGGUGUUCUGUGUGGAUUCAACGUCAUUGCUACACGGUUGCUAGGGUGUGCUAAAUGGUUGGUAGGCGGUUGCUAGAGUGUUGCUAUGCAAUUGAUUGAUUGAUUGAUUUAAGGUCUGGAUUCAGAGGUGCCAAUUCAUGUGUGAAAAUGAUCCUUUAUGCUCCUUCCGAACCAUUAUUUUACAAUUUGAGCCUGAGAGAUGUUAAGGGGACGAUCUGUCAAAAUUUGAUUGAUGACCCCUCUUAAAAAAAUUAUGUGACAGUGGUGAUCAAGGGACAUUUUUAUUAAAGACAGCUUUGCAUUUGCUUUAGAAGAAACAAUUUCUUUCACGUUUUAUGUAUGUGAAGGAAAAACUAUUUAUAUCUUAUGAUAUGCUUACUGUAAAGGGUGUUGGUACGUGACAGGAGGGCCUCCACUCAAGGACAGAAUAUGAUGAACAAGUCUAAGAAAGUAUCACAUGUGGUUAAAAAUACCAUCAUUGGCUUAGAGAUGAGACUAUAAGAGAGGAAGGAUGCCCUCCCUUCACUGUCACACUCUGCAGCCACUCUGAGUGACUGUAUGACUGCUGGCCUUUUCUUGCAAGAAAAUUAAACUCAAAGACAAUUAAUAUAUUUGUCUCUUAUUCAG
This is a messenger RNA of Ctenopharyngodon idella (grass carp), 4941 nucleotides long. RefSeq names its product gastrula zinc finger protein XlCGF8.2DB-like. The coding region runs from base 243 to 1472 and encodes 409 amino acids. Gene Ontology annotation, molecular function: DNA-binding transcription activator activity, RNA polymerase II-specific; RNA polymerase II cis-regulatory region sequence-specific DNA binding. The transcript has 3 exons. The record is from RefSeq and is a predicted model, not a curated record. Gene Ontology annotation, cellular component: nucleus. Gene Ontology annotation, biological process: regulation of transcription by RNA polymerase II. Lineage: Eukaryota; Metazoa; Chordata; Actinopteri; Cypriniformes; Xenocyprididae.